GAGCGGCGUGCAGGGGCCGCCCCCGCGCGCCGCAGUCCCGGCCAGAGCGUCUCGGCCGUGGCCGUGGCCCUUACCGUUGCCUGCGGGCGGCUCUGGCGGCGGCGGCGGCUGCCCGGGCUCGCGGAGGUCAGCGGGCCGCCCCUCGCCUGUGGCCGCGUAGAGCAGCCCCGCACGGGGACAAGGAGGCGAGACGGCGCGGCGGAGGCGGCGGCUUGAGCCCGGUCCCCCUCCUCCUCGCCUCCAGCCCCGGGGCGACUGCGGACUCCGGGCAGCCCCCGGGCGGCGGCCGAGCGGACGGCGGGGGAUGGCGAGAUAGCGGCGCGGGAGCGGCCCGCUGACUGCAUUGCGCGGGUGAUGGACUUUACCUUGUGUUUGACACAACGAUCCCGGAUGGUGGACAGCAAAAGAAUGAGGAUGACUUCAAAUUUCCAGUGGCCCUUGUUAACAUUUAUUCUUCUCUAUUUAAUGAAUCAAGUAAAUAGCCAGAAAAAGGGGGCUCCUCACGAUCUGAAGUGUAUAACUAACAAUUUACAAGUGUGGGACUGUUCUUGGAAAGCACCUUCUGGAGCAGGCCAUGGUACUUUCUAUGAAGUUUGCAUUGAAAAUGGAUCCUAUUCUUGUUAUCCAUCAGAGAAAACAAAUAUCAAAAUCCCAGCUCUUUCACCUGGUGAUCAUGAAGUAGUGAUAAGCCCUCUACGUGAUUUUGGAAGUUCUAUAAGUAAAUUCAUACUCAGUGAAAAAAAUGUUUCCUUAAUUCCAGACACUCCAGAGAUCUUGAAUUUGUCUGCUGAUUUCCCAACUUCUACGUUACACCUGAAAUGGAGUGACAGGGGUUCUGUUCUUCCACGUCAUUCAAAUGUCAUCUGGGAAAUUAAAAUUCUACGUAAAAAGAAUAUGGAAAUAGUAAAAUCAGUCACCCAUAACACCACUCUGAAUGGUAAAGAUAUAGUUCAUCACUGGAGUUGGACCUCAGACAUGCCCUUGGAGUGUGCCACUCAUUAUGUGGGAAUUAGAUGCUACAUUGAUGAAACUCAUUUCUCUGGUCACAAAGAGUGGAGUGACUGGAGCCUGCUGAAGAACAUUUCUUGGUCUCCUGAUUCUCAGACUAAGGUUUUUCCUCAAGACAAAGUAAUACUUGUAGGCUCAGAUAUAAUAGUCUGUUGCGUGACUCGAGAUAAUGUAUCAUCAGCACAGAUUGGCCUAACGAAGUGUCCCCUUAUCCAUCUUGAUGGGAAAAAUGUUGCAAUCCAGAUCCAUAAUAUUUCUGUUUCUGCAAGUAGUGGAACAAAUGUGGUUUUCACAACAGAAGAUAACAUAUAUGGAACAGUUCUUUUUGCAGGAUAUCCACCUGAUAUUCCUCAAAAACUGAAUUGUGAGACAUAUGAUUUGAAAGAGAUCGUAUGUUCUUGGAAUCCAGGAAGACCGACAGCAUUGGUGGGCCCACGAGUUACUAGUUAUACUUUAUUUGAAAGUUUUUCAGGAAAAAAUGUUAGAUUUAAAAGAACUGAAGCGUCCACAAAUGAAAGCCAUCAGUUAUUCUUUCAAAUGCUUCCAAAUCAAGAAAUAUAUAAUUUUACUUUGAAUGCUCACAAUCCUCUGGGUCAAUCCGAAUCAAUGAUUUUAGUUAACAUUACUGAAAAAGUUUAUCCCCAUAGUCCUACAUCAGUCAAAGUGAAGGAUGUUAAUUCAACAGCUGUUACACUUUCCUGGCGUUUACCAGGCAACUUUGCAAAGAUUAAAUUUUUAUGUCAAAUUGAAAUUAAUAAAACGAAUUCAAUACAAGAAUUGCGGAACGUCACAAUCAAAGGAGUAGAAAAUUCAAGUUAUCUCGUUGCUGUGGACAAGUUAAAUCCAUAUACUAUAUAUACUUUUCGGAUUCGUUGUUCUACUGAAACUUUCUGGAAAUGGAGCAAAUGGAGCAAUGAAAAACAAUAUUUAACCACAGAAGCUAUUCCUUCAAAGGGACCAGAUACUUGGAGAGAGUGGAGUUCUGAUGGAAAAAAUUUAAUAAUCUAUUGGAAGCCUUUACCUGUUAAUGAAGCUAAUGGAAAAAUACUUUCCUAUAAUGUAUCUUGUUCGUCAGAUGAGGAAACACAGUCCCUCUCUGAGAUUCCUGAUCCUCAGCACAAGGCAGAACUACAACUUGAUAAAAAUGACUACAUCAUCAGUGUGGUGGCAAAAAACUCUGUUGGCUCAUCACCACCUUCAAAAAUAGCUAGUAUGGAAAUUCCAAAUGAUGAUCUCAAAAUAGAGCAGGCUGUUGGAAUGGGAAAUGGGAUUCCCCUCACUUGGAAUUACGACCCCAACAUGACUUGCGACUAUGUUAUUAAAUGGUGCAACUCAUCUCGGUCGGAGCCCUGCCUUAUGGACUGGAAAAAAGUCCCUUCAAACAGCACUGCAACUGUCAUAGAAUCUGAUCAGUUUCGACCGGGUGUAAGAUACCAUUUUUUCCUGUAUGGGUGCAGAAAUCAAGGAUAUCAGUUGUUACGUUCUAUAAUUGGAUAUAUAGAAGAAUUGGCUCCCAUUGUUGCGCCAAAUUUUACUGUUGAGGACACAUCUGCAGAUUCGAUCUUGGUAAAAUGGGAAGAUAUCCCCGUGGAGGAGCUCAGAGGCUUUUUAAGAGGAUAUUUGUUUUACUUUGAAAAAGGAGAGAGAGACACAUCUAAGAUGAGGAGUUUGGAAUCAGGUCGUUCCGACGUAAAGGUUAAGAAUAUUACUGACAUAUCCCAGAAAACACUGAGAAUUGCCGAUCUUCAAGGUAAAACAAGUUACCAUCUGGUCUUGCGAGCCUAUACGGACGGUGGGAUGGGCCCAGAGAAGAGUAUGUUUGUGGUGACAAAGGAGAAUUCUGUGGGAUUAAUUAUUGCCAUUCUCAUCCCAGUGGCAGUGGCCAUCAUUGUUGGGGUGGUAACAAGUAUCCUUUGCUACCGGAAACGAGAAUGGAUUAAAGAAACCUUCUACCCCGAUAUUCCAAAUCCAGAAAAUUGUAAAGCGUUACAGUUUCAAAAGAGUGUUUGUCAGGGAAACAGUACUCUUAAAACGUUGGAAAUGAAUCCUUGUACCCCAAAUAAUGUCGAGGUUCUGGAAACUCGGUCAAUAGUCCCUAAAAUAGAAGAUACAGAGAUAAUUUCUCCAGUAGCUGAGCAUCUGGAAGACAGCUCUGAUGCAGAACCUGAAAACCACGUGGUCGUGUCCUAUUGCCCACCAGUCAUUGAGGAGGAAAUAGCAAACCCAGGAUUGGAUGAAGGUGGGGGUACCUCACAAGUCAUUUACAUUGACAUCCAGUCCAUGUAUCAGCCUCAAGCAAAACCAGAGGAAGAACAAGAAAAUGACGCUGUAGGGGGGGCCGGCUAUAAGCCACAAAUGCACCUCCCUGUUACUUCUACUGUAGAAGAUCUAGCUGCAGAUGACGACCUGGAGAAAACUGCAGGUUACAGACCUCAGGCAAAUGUAAAUACUUGGAACUUAGUAUCUCCAGACUCUCCCAGAUCCACAGACAGCAACAGUGAAAUUGUCUCCUUUGGAAGUCCAUGCUCCAUUAACUCCCGACAGUUUUUGAUUCCUCCUAAAGAUGAAGACUCUCCCAAAUCUAAUGGAGGAGGGUGGUCCUUUACAAACUUUUUUCAGAACAAACCAAAUGAUUAACCAUGUCACCCUGUCACUUCAGUCUGCCAUCUCAAUAAGCUCUAGUUGCUAGUGUUGCCGCAUCAGCACUGGGUGUCUGGAGGGAUCCUGUGAAGUAUUGUUGGGGGUUGGACUUCACUACGUGCAAGUUACGCUGAAAGUGUUAAUGUGCUUUUAAUGUAGUCUAAGAGCCAAAGUGUAGUCACUCAGAAAUUCCAGCCACACAACUCAAGACUCGGAGCUAUUUGUGAUUCGAGCCAAAAAAUUUCUCACGUGCUCUACCUUCAAGAAGCGUUUCAAGGCUAAUACUGUCUAGUCCAUACAUGCAAAACAAAUCCCGCAGCAACCGUAUUCUGUUAGCCUGUGGUUUAUGGUUUUCUCAUAUGUAUACUUUCAGGAAUUGCAAGCAGAUUUGCAGGCAAGGGAGACAAAUGUCAAAGUAACAGCUGAUGUGUAUUUGCCUGACAUUCGCUCCAUCCUAGAUGAAAACCAAGCACAGAUUUCAAAACUUCACAUUAUUCUCUAUCUACAGCAUUUACAAAAAUUAAUAUAAUUUUUAAUGUAGCGACUUCUAUUUAGUGUUUUGUUUUGUAAAGUGUGCUGUUCCUGUGCCUACUGUAUAACGGUUAUCAAACAGUUUUCUCAGGGGUACAAACUCGGAAAACAAGCGUGACACUGACCACCCACAUCAGAAUCGUGCUUUCUUGCUUUGGUAGGUGUUUCAAACCGUUCCAUUAUUUUUUAGCUCUUAUGCUAGUUUCCCUUAUUGCAGUUGGUUGCCCUAAUAUUUAAAACUUAAAUUUCUAAGACUACAGAUCUAAGAUUUUUUGGAAAUCCAGGGAUUUUUUUGGUGACACAGUGUCAGUUUUAUAAAUAUAUGAGCAAAUUCAAUAUUAUUCAUAAACAUAUAAUUCCAGUGAUUUACUAUUUGAGAUGACUACUAAGCAAUACCUAGUGGCAUUAGCUAUCCAUAUAGUUCUGCUUGGCUCCAGUUUCUCCUGAGAAAACUGUGCCAUUGAACCUGGUCGCCCAGCCAGUGUUGAUCUUUGACGCUUUGUAGCAGAUGUUCCUCUUGAUGAUGCGUCUUAGCAGUUCCUCCCUCUUAAAUGAUCAUUUGUCCAGACUAUUUGAUCUAGUCCUCAAAUCUUUAAAUAUAAAACUAAAAAGAUAAUACUUCUUACAGGAACAAUUACUCAAGGGCUAUUUUAUAUCAAAUGUCAUGAAGUCGAGCCGACUCCAUGGGGAUACCUAUGUUGGAGGUCCAGCAGUCUCUUUGUGAGCUGUCUAGAGUCAUGAGUCCUCAAGCGUCCUCUUCCCACCCUUGGUUUUCAUAAGUGAUGUCUAGAAUGAAUGUUCUCAGAAAAGCAAAAUGAUAAACUAGAAAGUGUAUCUUAUAUUUUCCCUGCCCUCAGGUUGUCUAUGUAUCUUGUCUUUUGAUAGUUAAGGCAAAACUACUUAAACUUGACAUAUGUGAAUAAGUCAAGAUAUGCCUGUUUUUUAUCAUAUGAGGUUCUGUAAUGUAUUUGCACAUAAUGGAUCAGUUGUUUUUUUUCUAGCUCAUGAUGUAUCUUUACAAAAACCCUGUUGUGGGAAAAAGCCACAGGGUGACAAGGGACAAAAUCUGUUUAGGUACUCCGUUUAUGAAUCCUGAUUUUAAUUGCUAGAAUUCAGCUAAAUUCCUGAGCUUCGUGAUCUAUGGACAUGUGGAAUGAAAUGGAAUUAAUUAUGUACACACAUGGUAUAUAAAGCUAUCUAAUAGCUCAUAGAGAUUUUCAGCAAUGGAAAGUUAAUCAGACCAGAGCCAUCCCUAACGGAGCUUGCUCUGUCUUCUUAUUUCUCCUUUUCGGCUCCUUCCCUUAGCUUCCACCCCAGACACUCAGAUCUGGGGCUGCCUACUCUCCCUGCCGAAGCUUGUCAUUACCAUGCGCCUCUUGCCCCCAACUCGUGCCUCAUUCCCUAUUGAAACCUGUGAAUCCUGUACUUCAUCUCUUUAGGCUAGGUGUUGGCUGAAGUGAAAGUUGAUUGGUCUAAACUACACUAGCCCAAGAUAAUGGGAAAAGGCCAGAAGACAUUGUUUGAAUUCUGUCAUCAGUAUCAGCAUUGCAACUGUGACCAUCUGGAUCCAGUGCCCUUUCUAACUCCUAUAAUGACUCAUUUGUUUAGCUAUUGGUGAAUAUUGCUGGGGCUCUUGAGUCAUUUCGCCCUGUCCAGGACUUCAGUGCUUUUCCUGUGUCAAAGGGUUCAGAGUGCCGCUCACCUCUCCCCUGCUCUGGAGUUCCAUACACAGUGAUCAUUAGGUUAAUGAGAAGCAGAGUAAAGCUCUGUUAGUCGGGGCAGGGUCCUUAUAACUUGCUAUAUGCCUAGAAGAAUGUGGUUUAGGUCUGAGGCCAAAGCGAGUUCCUGUCUUUCCCCAUUGAAUUGAAGACAGCCAGACCCACUGUAUAGAUUGGAAGUUAUUACCUGGGCAGGUGGGCACAGCCUUAACACAGGGAGAGAGGAGAGAGGAGUGGAGAUAGAAUGCACCCUUUCUCAUAUAUCUGGUGGUUUGUGGCACUGGAAACACUAUAAUGUGUGCUGUUUGUCAAUGCCGGGACCAUGCGUAAGUGUGAAAGGCCCUCUGAUAGUGGUCAUGCUCUGUCCAGUCAUGGUAGCUCCUCUCCCUGGGGGAGGGGUAACUAGAGGCUAGAUGUGUCCCCUCCAGCCCUUCCUGACUGGGAAAAUAAUUGGGAAAUCCCUCCUUCCUCACUAAAGCCCUAUCAUUGGUUAGAAAACUCUGAAUGUCUGAACUAGAAUUAGGUUCCAUUAUGUUGAAUAGUACUGCAUAGAGGACACAUUUUCACCUCUCUUAUAACGUAGUUCACUUAUAAGCCAAUUUUAAAUCAAGGUUCCUUUGUGAGGAAUGGAGAUUCUGGUGGUCAUGACUACAUUUCUCUUGUGAAUGUCCCUCUUAAAUAAUAUUUAAUAUAAAAAUAUUCUUAGAAGACCUCACUAGGCUUUUGACAUUAGAUAGACCUUGUAUAUUAUGUAUUGCAUGGAUUAGGACCCAUAUACAAUUGAAAUCCUCAGUGUGUUCAACCUGUAGAGGCCUGGAUUUGAGAUGGUGGCCCUGAGUAUCUGGUAGUUGUCGUGUGUUUGUGUGCUUAGGGAAUAGAAGUGCUGCUUUCCUGUAGCUUAGACCCAGGAGCGGCCGUUCAUGAAAGGUAUAAGGGCGGAAGUGUCAGCCUCAUUUUCCAUACCAGCAUUACUUUCACAGCUCAUGGAUCUGAAGGAUUGCAUUUAGAACAUCUGGUCCUAUUGCAUUCUCAGAAACUGUGGUAAAAGUCACAUUCUUAAAACUUCGUGCAGCUUGUGUUCUUGUUGGAAAUUAGUCCUGUCAUUUCUUAAUUGUCUUCAUACCGUCCAUAUUUAAAGAACAUUACCGUCCUCUCUGUAUUUAAAUAAUUAGAUGUAGUUCAGUGAAGAAGACUAAGGAAUUUGAAAUCAAUUUUAUGGUAUUUUGAAAUUGAAAUACUCCCUAACAUGUCAAUAUUCAGAAAAUGUUAUCUCAAAUUUUUCUACUACUCAGGUGCAUAAUCUGAUAAAACUUUUUGUUUGUUUACUUUAAUGUAAUUUUUGCUGUUUUCUGUUUUGAACCUCAUUACAAUUUGUAUGUCUUUUAUAAAAAUUUUUUUCUUAUUUGGAAAGUAUAAACUUGGACAUCUCAAAAGUAAAAUGUGGAAUCAUUGGCUGAUUACAGAGACCAGGCGCCUAGGGGAAGUUCAGUGAGUAAUUUUUUCUUGACUGAGUUCCCUCCUAGAGUGUGCAGAUUCAAUAGAGUUCUCCUAGGAGGUGGACUAUAUCAAGAUCUAGCUUGUGUAGAUCUGAGACUAUUGCCUCGAAGAUUCAAAUCUGCUCUAGCAGUGGCUCCACAGUUUGAGUGAAAACUUGGGGGAGAGACAUGCAAAAGCAUCACUAGAUACCAUCUUUCUUCCUAAUUUUAUGUGUUCAUAGUUUCCUUAUAGUUGAUGGGUAUACAACUUGGGACGUGUUUGUACCAACCAGCAGGCGUUCUAGCAAACCAACAAUACAUUGAUGUGUGAGCUGAAUUGAUUAAGCCCUCAUUCUCUUGAUAAACUGUUUCUUCAGAGCAUUUAUUUGAAACUCGUAUUUCCUGCUGAAACAACGUUUCAUGGUGCCAUGCCCUUAUAUCCAGAAGAAAAUUUUUCACAGAAGAAAAUGAUUUGAGGCCAAACACAACUGGAAAUGCAUCUUUUAGACAUGACCUUAGAGUAUCGUUGGAAAUUAUUUGGUUUGAAUUUGGUCUAUUUAUAUCUUCAUGGAUUAUGUAGCAGGGCUAUUAAUAAUGUUUAAACCUCUUAUCUCACUAGAGUGGUGAGACUUUUUAUUCCUUUUCAAUUAGUGUUUUUGUCUUAACUAUUAUAUGAUCAUAUUCAUGCUAAUUAUAAUACAGAUGAACUGUUUUUAAUGCCAGUAUGAAGGAUUAAGAACAACAUUCAGUUAAUUGAUAUGUCAGGCUUUAUUGUGUGUGGUAAAAUUUCAGGGGAUGUGAUUUGAUCUAGAAUCUGUCCAAAUCCUUAUAAUUAUGAGGUUUAGUUGUGACAGGAUUCUAUUAUUUUUAACCACGAGUAGUGUUUGUUUCUCCCUAUGUUAAGAAUGUUAAUAUUUUGGAUUUUAAGUGUCCAGGUUAUAAGCAGGAUUUACCUAUGCAAGAUAAAAACUGUGCAACAUUUUUAUGAAAAUUAAAAGUAUUGUUUUAAGAGGGAGACCCUCUGAAUGUUUCUAUAUGCAAGUGCCUAGCUGAAGAACCAUAGAAACAAUAAACUUAAAAGCUCUUAAAUAAGUAAACUAUAACUGAUUGAAUAUUAACCAAAUAUAAAGCAGGAAUAACUUACAUUACUUUUUGGUUGCUAUAACUAAUACCCUAAAAACUAAGAGGUGUGAAUAGGGGAAAAAAACGAAUGUUUAAUUGACAUGGAAAUUGAUUUUUAUUACAUUUGCAUCUAUUUUCUAAGAUUGCCAAUUAGAAUUAAAAAAAAAAAACUAACAUAGACCUUAUGGCACUUAAGCCCCAAAUACUUUGUACAAUUGAUUGAAUGGCUCACUUAAAUGUAUUGAAUUUCCUUUUACUCUUAAAAUGUACUUCCUUUUAGAAUUACCCCAUUUUAAAUGGGUAACUUUCAGAUUCUGAACUUAGUAUUUUUCCCAAGCAUUCCAGGGUUGCAUUAUAAAAGAUCAAAAGAUUUCCAGGUAGUAAUACAAUUUUCUUUAAAACAUGGACACUUUAACUGUUAGGUUUAACAUUAAUGUUAGUAUUUUUACAAUAAAUCACAGAAAACAAUAAUGGUUUUCAUUAAAAACUUUUUCAAAUAUUUUAUCCUCAGUUUGAUUGCAAACACUUUCCUCCAUUAUUUGUGAUAUAUCCUUCUGUUUAAUUUUUUCCUUCUAGCAUAAUGUUUAGGAAAAAUAUGAAUACAUUAUAAUUGAAGGCAACACACAAAAAGAAACCCUAUUCAGUUCAUUGUUGUAGAAGGAUAGCUAUUAUAUGAUACGCUGGAGUUUGUUUUAUCCUAUUAUUUUUUCAAAGAGGAGCAUGGCUUUUUCUUAAAUACAUUUCAAUUCAGAAUUGCUUGAAAAAGAUUGGCCUGGAUAGAAAGACAUCCUGUAUUUGGGAUGGCACCACCUUAAAGGUAUGACUAAAGCUAAAAUCAUUUUAAAAUACUCAACUUUCCUAGUUGGAAUGUGUUACCUUUUCUUCUCUUUCAUUUUCUGGCCGUAAGUUAGAGGUCCUUAGAAUGUUAGGAAGUUACCAUUUUUUACUUUCAAAAUUGCAUUCUAGUGAAUUACUGUUUACAAAAUACACAUACUGUGAACAGAUUUCAGUUUUUGUCUUUUAUAAGGUUGUUUGUAGAAUGAGUGUUUUUUUAAAAGGGGAUGUUAUAUGUUAAAUAUUUUCAGUUUUUUAUAAAUACUAGUAACUGUUUACUAAUUUUUGUUUGGUCAGGUGUGUGCAAAUAUAGCCGAAAGAUAGGGAGAAACUGCAGAUCCGAAACUGUUCCCUUUUUCAUUUCUUGAAAUGUUACCACUACAGACUUUUUUUUUUUAACCUGAAUGAUCAGUUGUGAUGUUCUCUACCUAAAAUCAUGCUUAGUCAUAUAAGGAAACCUUUAAAUGUACAUGUACAGGAAGUGAACUGUAGAUUGCAGUAUAUUUGUGUGAUUCAGUCUCGUUCACAGAAUUCUGAGUUUAAUAUGGAAUAAAACAGCUCCACUUACAGAGAUGACAACUGAAGUACUUUCUGCCUUAGGAAAAUUUGGAGAUUAUGUUGCUGUUAGAGUGGAAAAUUUGGACAUUUUAUAUCGUCGUAUAAUUUCAGAAUUUAGUUUCCAUAUCUUUUGGAAAACAUGGUUAUAGCAAGAACAUAGAAUAGAGGUAACCUGUUACUAAGACACCUAAAAUGUAAAACUAGUAUGCUUGGCUGUUAACUUUAAAGAUGUUACUUAUGUUUGUUUUUAAAACAUGCAUGUAUUUAACAAUUUUAUCAUAGUAUUGUCAUGAAAAAAAUAAAUAUAUUUUCUUACAACUUA
Equus quagga is the source of this 10208-nucleotide messenger RNA. It is a transcript of the gene LIFR, whose product is annotated as LIF receptor subunit alpha. Gene Ontology annotation, biological process: cytokine-mediated signaling pathway. The transcript has 20 exons. Gene Ontology annotation, cellular component: external side of plasma membrane; membrane; signaling receptor complex. The record is from RefSeq and is a predicted model, not a curated record. Lineage: Eukaryota; Metazoa; Chordata; Mammalia; Perissodactyla; Equidae. The coding region runs from base 355 to 3645 and encodes 1096 amino acids. Gene Ontology annotation, molecular function: cytokine receptor activity; cytokine binding.